GUGCCGCUCGCACAACUUCGCCGGCUUCGAGCAUCCUCCCGCCGGGGGCUCGGGGGGGCUCGGUCCCCCGCUCCUGCCUCUUCGCGUCCGCCUUUUUGGAAGAAGCGAGGGGUGGCCGAGGUGCUGUUCCUCCGUCGGCUUUCUAACCGCUACUGUUAUUAUUCUCCUCCAGACUUUCCCCUUCUGGGGGAGGGAGGUGGUUUCCUGAUCUGAAGUGCAAAGAAAAGUCAGUGGGAUUCCCCUCCUUCCUUCUCCCCCCACCCACCCCCCCCAUCCCCGGUUUGGGUGCAUUCACACGCUCCCUCAGGCAUGAUGCUCAAGAUGCUGCCGUUUAAGCUGCUGCUGGUGGCCGUGGUUCUGUGCUUCUUCGAGGGGGAUGCCAAGUUUGGGGAGAGCGGCGCCCGGAGGAGAAGGUGCCUCAACGGGACCCCGCCGCGGCGGCUGAAGAAGCGGGACCGGCGGGUGCUGUCCCCGGAGGCCCCGGGCGGCGGGGAGGCGAUGUGCCGCGGCCUCUACCCACGCCUGUCCUGCUGCUCCCGCUCCGAGCCGCAGGGGCUGCCGCACGCCGAGGCGAAGAUACUUUCUGUUACCAACAACACAGAAUGUGCGAAGCUACUGGAGGAAAUCAAAUGUGCACACUGCUCACCUCACGCUCAGAACCUAUUCCACUCACCUGAGAAAGGGGAAACAGCUGAAAGAGAACUAACUCUUCCCUACCUGUGCAGAGACUAUUGUAAAGAAUUCUAUUAUACUUGCAGAGGUCACAUACCAGGUUUUCUCCAAACUACAGCUGAUGAGUUUUGCUAUUACUAUGCAAGAAAAGAUGGUGGUGUGUGCUUUCCAGAUUUUCCAAGAAAACAAGUGCGAGGGCCAGCCUCUAACUCCCUGGACCACAUGGAAGAAUAUGACAAAGAGGAAGAGAUCAACAGAAAACACAAGCACAACUGCUUCUGUAUUCAGGAAGUUGUGAGUGGACUAAGGCAGCCUGUUGGAGCAGUACAUUGUGGGGAUGGAUCCCAUCGCCUCUUCAUUCUUGAGAAAGAAGGAUAUGUGAAGAUUUUCACUCCCGAAGGAGACAUACUCAAGGAACCUUUUUUGGAUAUACACAAGCUUGUUCAAAGUGGAAUAAAGGGAGGAGAUGAAAGAGGACUGUUAAGCCUUGCAUUCCAUCCCAAUUACAAGAAAAAUGGAAAGCUGUAUGUGUCUUAUACCACCAACCAAGAACGGUGGGCUAUUGGACCUCAUGACCACAUCCUUAGGGUCGUAGAAUACACAGUAUCCAGGAAAAAUCCACACCAAGUUGAUAUGAGGACAGCAAGAGUGUUUUUAGAAGUAGCAGAACUACAUCGAAAACAUCUAGGAGGACAGCUUCUGUUUGGCCCAGAUGGUUUCCUAUACAUUUUUCUUGGAGAUGGCAUGAUCACUCUAGAUGACAUGGAAGAGAUGGAUGGUUUAAGUGAUUUUACAGGCUCUGUAUUGCGCCUUGAUGUAAAUACUGACCUGUGCAAUGUCCCUUAUUCCAUACCCCGGAGCAACCCACAUUUCAAUAGCACAAACCAACCUCCUGAGAUUUUUGCACAUGGACUUCACAAUCCAGGCCGGUGUGCUGUGGACCGCCAUCCAACUGAUGUAAACAUCAAUUUAACUAUACUUUGCUCAGAUUCAAAUGGAAAGAACAGAUCUUCAGCAAGAAUCUUACAAAUAAUAAAGGGCAAAGACUAUGAAAGCGAGCCUUCACUUUUAGAAUUCAAACCGUUCAGCAGCGGAUCCCUGGUUGGUGGAUUUGUCUAUCGAGGCUGCCAGUCUGAAAGACUCUACGGAAGUUACGUAUUUGGAGACCGCAAUGGAAAUUUUUUAACACUGCAACAGAGUCCUGCAACCAAACAGUGGCAAGAGAAACCCCUCUGUCUUGGCAACACUGGCUCGUGUAGAGGUUUCUUUUCAGGUCCUGUCUUGGGAUUUGGUGAAGAUGAAUUAGGUGAGAUUUACAUAUUAUCAAGCAGUAAAAGUAUGACACAGCCUCACAGCGGAAAACUCUACAAGAUUGUUGACCCAAAGAGGCCUUUAGUCCCUGAAGAAUGCAAAAGAACGGCUCAGCCUGCACAGAUACUGACAUCUGAAUGCUCAAGGCAUUGUCGGAAUGGGCACUGCACUCCCACAGGAAAAUGCUGCUGUAAUCAAGGCUGGGAAGGAGACUUCUGCAGAACUGCAAAAUGUGACCCAGCCUGUCGACAUGGAGGUGUCUGUGUAAGGCCUAAUAAAUGCUUAUGUAAAAAAGGCUAUCUCGGCCCCCAGUGUGAACAAGUGGAUAGAAGCAUCCGAAGAGUGACAAGGGCAGGUAUUCUUGAUCAGAUCCUAGACAUGACAUCCUAUUUGCUGGAUCUAACCAGCUAUAUUGUAUAGUUCCUGGGACUGUUUGGAAACUACACUCUCAACGGGCAUUUGUUUUGAAUCCUGUCAUUUUUAAAAGACUCUUUAUCCUGCAGCAAAUACCGGUGAUUUGAGUUACUUUAUUAAUUUAAGUAUAAUAUCCACAAAUGUGCAGAAAAAUUCCUCGUAUGUGUGUAAAUAUUCCUGUACGUCUCCACAGACGUCCCGAUAUCCAAUAUGUGCACACAUACCCAUGCACACGCGCUAUCACAAAUACGGUUUUGCAGAGAGUGGAAUCUUUUUUAAUAUUUAUUUCUUCAUGAGAAAUAGUUUACAAAGUAAUUCCACUGUAAAACACAUUUUCGUCACAGGACUUCCAUGAUGUCUUAAUGGAUUCUUUGAUAUCCCAGCAAUCUCGUGUCUGUUCUUAUCUGAUUAGAGCGGUGAGGAAGCAGUUUUCAAACAUCGCUGUAUAAACUGCUGGACUUAAUAAAAUCCAGUUGUAACAGUUUCUAAGGUGAACUGAACUACAUCAUGAGACAAUAUUUCAGAACUGCUUAAUGCAUUCCUAUCUAGGCAAUUCAUUGUAAGACUGUAACCUUCACUUUCAUCAAUGUAACUCUAUUACAGAAUGUUACGCAUUUCUUUAUCUAGCAUAGAUGCAAAAAUCUGGUUAUCGCAGCUUAAUAUCAAGAUUGUUUCAAGUGUUUAAUAAUUAAAUUAUAUUCGCAUAUUUCAAAACCAGUCAUCCUAGAAGGUCUGCUUUUUAUCAUAUAUUUUAUUUAACGGUGGGCACUGGGUUCAUGUUACAUAUUUAUAUUAUUUUAUUUUAUUUUUAUAAUAUAGACAUCACCUAGAUGAGACAGCUUUACCAUGUCCUGUAAAAUACUAAAGUUGCAUUUUUCACCAACUUAAUUGGAAAGAUGGGGAAAGAGAGAGCAGACACACACACUUUAAUGUGCUGUGGAUCUAAUCUAGAAAUGUAUCCUUGUGUCAACUUGUGUUCAUUUAUGACGGAUGAGAAAAAAAACAACCGCCAACCAAUCACAAUAAAAUUUCAGCAUGUGUUAAAAGUGUCCAUAAAGUGGUUUUCACUGUAACAGGACAGUGUAAGAGGUUAUGCAAGCAGGCUGCUGCCAGUGUCACACUGAACAGAACGUCCCUGGACGGGAGCUCACACGAGCACGUGUUGCCCGUGCACGGUGUCACUUGUACAAAUCCGUAUAGUGAUUCUUGCCAAAUGUGGUUCUAAAUGUAAAUGUUCCUUCAAGAGCUAACACAAAACCGAGUCUUUGUAAAUGUAUCAAUAAAUAUGGUGUACAUGCUAUAGUCAGGUUUUCUAAGGUAUUAAGAGUCUAAUUACAUGUAUAUGCAGAACUGGUGCCCUCUUAUCUCCAGCUCUAGAGUAUUAUUGGCGGUUUCUUUGCUCACUACUUACCAUUUAUCAGGUUUCCUUUGCACUAUCUGGCUUUUAUAAAAUCUUGCCUGAGAAAAGAAAACGAAGUAGCCACAGUGUGCACAUCCUGUGGUCCUUAUAAGCAGCUGCUCAUGCAUCAACAAUUGACAACACUUUAGUCAAUGAGAUCUAAAAGACUGUAGCCAUAUUACUCUCCAGUAGCAAAAUUACCUCUCCAGGGCAGCAACAUGCAACAAAUUUUCCUUUAUAGAAAUUUUUCAGUCUUUAUUUAGUAGGUAUUAAAUCUGAAAUUACAGAGCGACUGAUACUUGCAUUUCUGUGUCUUACACAUUCCAGCUCCGAGGAACAGAAAAUUACAUUUGCCUUCCAUAUAUGUUUGCCUGGGUUUCAAGUGACCUCAUGCCACAUGGAAAUUGGUUGAGAAAUCUUGGUUAAGUGCUCAGAGAACAAUGGUCUGCAUUAAAAAGUGCAUGCAUAAUUUUGCACAAUGUAGAUUCAACUGACAGUCCAUUGAAAGACAUCUUGGGAUUAAAUGAGCAUGAAGACCAAAUUGCCCUCUCACCCCAGAAAAGGGUGGUCCCUUAUAGUCACACGAACACUUCAUUGGCUAAGCAGUGUGACCAAUCUUAAAAUGAACCCUGUGGUAGCAUCUGUAGGUUAAUAGCAGCUCUUUGUCUCCGCUGCUUUCUGCCUUUAGUCUUUUCCCUGAAUUCCAUCACAAAAAGUUUUACAAUUAAAAAAUGUCCUGACAACCAUUUUUGUAAAUUGACCUUAGCAUCUAAUCUUUCCUUAUUCAACGUGGGUGACAAAAAUGUGAACUUCUCCUGAAUGAGCCAGCUGUCUAAAUCUGUCACAUAGCGCGGUUUUAUUACACUCUUCAUAAUCAGCAAAGCAAGAAAGUCGCUGAAGUAUUUUAGCAACGUUUAAAUAUCUGACAGAGAUAACAUCUUUAACACUUUCUUCAAUGAAAUAUAUUUAAAAAUAAACCCAACUUUAAUUCCACUGUGACACAUUAUUUUCAACAACCAGCUGGGGAGAUGUGAUAGUUCUUUUCUCACUGCUUAGUUCCUUAAAAAAAUACCACAGAUGGCACCUAAAUUGAAGACUCACAAUAAUAUAUAUGCCACAGUCAUGCAGAGAAGGGAUAACAAUGAUCUUAGAGUUUUGAUGUUAAUAAUAGAGACAAUUUAGUUUACUAGUGAAAUCAGAAAAUAAAACUCCAGUAAGAGCUAAGAAUUAAAUCCAGGCCUUAUUCAAAUCAAUGGCAAAAACUUAUAUCAGCUCUGCUGCACCCAGAAAUCACUUUCAAAAUUUAAGCAAAAUACGUCAGCUUAUUUUAUUUAAAAAACGUUUUCUGUUUGAGUCAUUCCACCAAAACUUGAAAACUAAGAAGUAAUCUAAAUGAAGAUUAGAGGGAAAGGGAAGAUAGUUUGUGAAAGUGUUUUGUUUCAUUUUUAAAUCAUCUUUUAUAUCAUGGGAAAGCAAACAUCUGCAUUAAGCCCACAUGGACAUAGGAAGUCCCACUGCAAAAGAAGUAUUCUCAAAAAAAAAAAAAAGACACAAAAAAUCCUAGCUGCUUAUUUAUCAAAAGAAAUUAUACUACUAAAAAGAGUGAGCAAACCCCAGGCCUAGCCACCCAAGAUGCUGAUAUAAAAAGGGCAACUGCAGUAAUUGCCCUGAGAAUUGGCAUACAAAAAAAAAAAAAAAAAGGGGUCUGUAGAAAGCCUGUUGCCAGUUAGGUCAUUCUGCAGCCAUUCUCACACAACCUCCGAGAGUGUCCCAGAAUAAAACUGAGCUUAUAAAUGAAAC
Corapipo altera (White-ruffed manakin) is the source of this 5596-nucleotide messenger RNA. It is a transcript of the gene HHIP, whose product is annotated as hedgehog interacting protein. The transcript is spliced from 13 exons. The coding region runs from base 310 to 2403 and encodes 697 amino acids. The record is from RefSeq and is a predicted model, not a curated record. NCBI's taxonomy places the organism in Eukaryota, Metazoa, Chordata, Aves, Passeriformes, Pipridae.